Molecule: messenger RNA, 2061 nt
Organism: Diaporthe batatas
Lineage: Eukaryota; Fungi; Ascomycota; Sordariomycetes; Diaporthales; Diaporthaceae
Exons: 1
Coding region: 1-2061 (686 amino acids)
Source: RefSeq, a predicted model, not a curated record
AUGUCGGAGUCUCCAGUGACUCCCAGGAACAAGCCACUGCCGCUCUCAUCACCAGUAGGCAGGGGAUCGCAACUCAGGAAAACGAGCUCGUCGCAAGCCUUGGGGUCGAGCCCCAGGUCCACGGGCGGCAGGUCCCGAGAUGGCGAAAGGGCUGGGUCAAGCGGCGGCGGCAGACGAACGCUCGAGUUGGAUCGGAAGGUAAGCCGCGACCUGCGGCACUGCUCGAGCACCAGCACCCUCUCCCGCGCCACAUACAGCUCCUUGAUCACCUCGUCAUCCGGCGCGGGGACCAUCGUUGGCAUCUCCAAGGACACAAGCGCCAACCGGACUGUGGGCAGCGGUCAGAACAGGCAGAGUCAGGAUAGCAUCCAAGGCCAGCCGAGCAGGACGCCUCUCGCUGCGGUCAAAGACGGGGGUAAUGCAUCAUUUCGCAACUCAAGGAUAGCCCAGACGAAUAAGGAGAACUCCAUGCCCGCAAGGGCAAAACACCCAGAUCUCGGGCCAGCCCACGUGUACCUUUCGGCCUUGACCUCUGCUGGCGGCGGCAGCAGCGGCAGCAGCGGCAGCAGCAGGCUACCAACAACAGCCGCGCACGCCCCGACGGCGCCGGUUCUCCCACAGCUGCGCAAGCUCCAGAAACAGAUCCAGACGCUCAAGGCCGAGAACGACGACCUGCGGGCCGCCAAGAUGGCGCAGGUCACAACCAUCGACGACCUCCGCGGCCAGCUCCGCGCCAGGGACGACGAGCACGCGCGGGCGGCGGACAAGCUGCGCGCCGAGGCCGCCACGCUCAAGGAGGAGAAGUGGAGCCUGCUGGGCCGCGUCGCGGAGCUGGAGCAGGAGGUGGCGGCGGCGGCGGCCAGCGAGCGCGAGGUCGGCAACCACGAGGAGAGAGGCGGGUAUGCGGCCUCGCUGCGCUCGGGGGCGCCUCCGCCGUCUAGCCACAGGGGAAGUGAGGUGGGGAGACACAUCGUCACGGGCUAUGAUACUCCGGGCUCGCUGUACAGCGGGCAUGGCGAAGACCAAGGCGGCGGGGGCCCGGAGCGGAACACGUAUCACUCCGCGAGCUCAUCUGUGGUGACGGCCAGCGCCCGCUCGUUCGUGCGGCGGAGGGCGAGCAUCGCUGAGUCGGACCUGACGGCGGCGUCUCUGGCCGAGGAGGAGCUGGACAUCCUCUCGGACCAGCUGGCGGCGCACCACGAACAGCACGACCAGGAGCGGCAGGCCAUGGAGGCGCAGCUCGUCGAGCUGGAGGGCGACCUUGAGGUCACGCGGCGGCAGCGCGACAGGGCUGAGCGGCGCAGCCGCGACCUCGAGACCAGGCUCGCCACCCAGGUGGCGCUCGUCCGCCAUCACUCCCUGGCUGCCGCUGCACCCCCGGCCACGGCACCGACGCCGCCGAUCCCAGACCUGCCGGUCCUGACGUAUGCAAAAGUCGGGUUCGUGUGGUUCGACACGGUGAGGAGCGCCUUCAAGUACUGGGGCCUGUCCGACUUCAUCUCGCAGCCGGACGAGAGCCUGUUCGCGGGGACGGACCCGGGCCGGGAAGGGCGGCGGCUGCGGGCCGUGGUGCUCCUGAAGCGGGCCAUGGACGACGACAUCCUGGACGACAUCAUGUACCUGCAGAACCAGAAGUGCAUCUCGGCCCCCUCGGCGCCCGCCGGCGGGGUCCACCAGCCGCAGGGCCUGCCGCCCGAGAUCGAGUCGCCCUACUUCCUCUUCCACACGGCGGCCGUCCUCAAGCGCACGGUGCCGAGCUCCAUGACGGACUUUGGCUGGCUCGACCGGAUCGGCGACUCUGACUUCGAGGGCAUCGAGGGCUUCGCGAGCCUCGUCAACAUACUGAACCGCCGGCACAGCCAGCUCUAUGGCACCACCGCGGACCACUACGACGCGCUCAUCCCCAAGAUCCAGGAGAACAUGUCGAGGCGGUUUCCGGACUUGGAGAAGUCGUUGAUGGAUCCGGGUUCGGCGCCUAAGAAGUGGUGGCACCUGGCCUUGUGGAUGUCCAAGAUGGUGAAGAAGAGACAGGGGCGCAUAUCUGGCACCGAUGAGCUGUAA